UACUUGAAAUAGAGAAUACUUUGAUAAUUUAAAAACUAUGGCGAUGAGAACGUUUUAUACGCAAUCACAGUUUUAAGCAAACGACAACAGAGUAGAUAUUUAAGUUAAUUGUUUAGUUAUCUGAAUUAUAGGUGUGUGUGUAUAUAUAUAUGUAGAGAGAGAGAGAGAGAGAGAGAGAGAGAUAAUUUACUUAACUAAUUUUAGUUAUAUAAAGAAUAAAUUAGAUUUAUUAGGUAAUAAAUUAGAUUUAUUAGGUAAUAAAUUAGUUUUAUGGGAGGAAAUUUUAAUUGCUUGAAGUAGAGAAUACUUUUGAUAAUUUAUAAACUAUGACGACUAUUUUUUUUUUUUUUUUCAAGCUAAUAAACUAUGACGACUAGAACGUCUUCUAUGGAAUAAUGUGUUAAGCGAAAGACGAUGUAUAUUAAAUGAAUUGUUAAGUUAUUUGAAUUAGAGGUGAGUAUUCUUUUUUUUUUUAAUGGUAAUAACAUUUAUUUUUAUAAAUCUCUUAUACAUGUAUUAUUGAUAUUUACUCAUAAUUUAAUUUUACCAUUAUUCAUGAUUAUCGCUAUUAUAGACCGUUCAUAUUGCAAUGAAUGAUAUGAAUUUUUUAUCAUAUUAUAGCCUUAAUGAGAAAAAUUGUCAAAUUAAUCUCUAUAUCAUGAAAGUAUUUUCUUUAUAUUAUUCGAUAGUAUAAAAUGUACAAACCUGUAAAUAAACCAUAGUGUUUUCAUGUUUAAUUAAUUAAUGCACUUUACUUAUUUCUUCUAUAUAACUUAAGUGUACAAAUAAAAUAACUAUUUUACCUUUCUUUUAUUUUCAUAGCUUUGUCAAUUAGAGGAAGAAAUUACAAAAUAUCAUUUAAAAAAAAAAUUGGAUUUCAUUUUUCAAAUUAGAACUUAAUAGAAAUUAGUUGCUCACAAAAUGAAUGCAUUUAAUUUAUUCUGCAUAUUAUGAUUCUAUUAAAUUUUUUGUUAUAUUUGAAUAAAUGAUUAUGUCAUUAUUAUGUAAAUUAUAUAAAUUUUUUAAUAUAAUUAAUAUUUAUUACAUCAUCUAGUUCAAUCUCAAUUGAACUAUUCUUAGCUCGUUGUCCGGUCUGAUUUUUACAAUAUUGCUUAUAAAUACAUAUUUCACUUUUUACGAAAUGAGACCUCUAUUUUAUAAGACAUGCCUCACACCUUAUAUAUCUUAUAAUUCCAAUACAUAUGCCCAUAUUGGCACCACCAUAUCCUCCCUAACACCUAUCAAUAUUUAUUUCACUUUAUGAAAUGUGUUCUUCCUAAUAUCCUCGUUUUUUUAUUACUAAUUACUGAAAUUUUUUUUUACUUCCCAAGAUUUGAAAAAACCAUACAACGUACCCACACUUUUUAAAACUAUAAAAUUUAAAACUCCAUGCUCUCAAUGCAUCUACAAUAAUGAUCCAAAAUUAAGCUUGACUUGCUUCUCAAGAAAUAUGUUUGACAAAUAGCAACAGCUCUUGCCAAGAUAGCAUGAUGCACUGAACAAAACAUAACUAAUAACUAAAAAAUCCAAAUUUCUAAUGCCAAAAAGUUCAUCUUUUAACCUUAUUUUUUUUUUUUUUUUUCAUAAUGUUAUGACUUAACAGUAGUAAAGCUAUCAAAAAUAACUUAUCAACAUUCAGCUUUUCUAUAUAAUUUGGAACAACGGAAACUCGACCAAAAAGCAUUCUUAAAUCAUGUAAGGCUUCCUUUGGAACGGCUUUCUUGCUGCUUCUAAAAACUGUUUUAAGAAACAGUAAAAAAGUCAUCCCAAACGCAACCUCAAAAUUCCGGUGUGCCGACCGAUGUCUACGGUUUUCUUGCAGCGAUUAGAUGCUAAUGAUAAAUGCAAUGAAAACUAAAAUAACCGCAAGAGUAACCGGAAUCUGAAUAAACAUUAUGAUAAUAAUCCCAGGGAAGAUAUUUAAUAAAAAAUGAAUACAUUAUAAAAAAUUACUGAAUUAUAUAACAAAAAUAAAAUCAGUUAAUCAAUAGCAAGAUUCAAUCCAAAAACAAAGAUAUUAGAAAAUGUUGUAAAUGCAGAUAAACACAAAAUAAUGGAAGAAAAUUGAAUCUCAGCUGAAUAAGAGAAAUUCACAUUUCUGGAAUUCAAGAACAAAUCUUUAUUCCAUGAGUCAUUGCCAAAUUUUCAAUUCUUCUGUUCAGAGGGCAUCCAUUUAUAAUAGAUGAAAACCUAACCAACGAAAAUUUCCACAGAAUCUGGAAUUAUAAAUUACUCAAUAACUUACAAUAUAUUCAUCAAUUAGGCUAAUUGGCACCUAUAUUAGUAUCGUUUCUCACUACUAGUGUUUCAAUAUUUUUAUUAUCUUUUAAUAAAACUUUCUGGGGGUAUUUAUCACCUUAUUAAUUCCUUAUAAAAAGCAUAACAAUGUAUUCCAUUUAUCUCUCAAUAUGCAAUGCAAUUAUUAGCUUCCAACUAGUUUUUUUCUUUUACAUUGGAGAUGAAUUCAUAGCGUCGCUGUAAUCACUCACUCACUGGAUGUUCAGUUGGUCACAUGUCUAUUUGCAUUGCAUCAAAAUCCUUCAACAAAUAAAGAACCUGCUUUAUUCCACAGAUUAGGAGUGUAGAACUAAUUUUGGAAUCGAAGUUUGGCCACUUUUGACUUUUUCUAUGGAAGAAUCAUUUGACUUACUCUACAAAUAAUUAAACUAUUCUUACUGCUGUCCUUAUAAGUGAAGGUUUGCUGCUACUAGUUCUAUCUCAAAAACAGCAUGGCCACUUCUCAUUUCCUUGAUAUCUGGGGCUGGAUUAAUAACCUUCCUUCCAUCACCCUAUGGACUACAAACACGAAGUCUCUCUGUAUUUGCUCCUCUAGAUCAACAAGCCCCUCCAUGAAUCUCCUAGUCACAAAAAUCACUCCAAAUCAAAGCAUUGGUGUCAUUUUCUCCAUUUAUGUCGAUUUCCGGAUCCCAAUCUCUCUUUGGUCCUCCAACUUGUUAGCCUUCAAAUCCAAAAACCGACAAAACCUAGAAGAGAUUCGAAGCGAUCUCUUUUUUGAUUUGGUUAACAGUGUCCUCAAGUAUGACCCCUGCAAGAAAUCUUCACCAAGAUUUCUAGAACUACGAGAAGAGUUUGACGACACCUUCAAUUUUGUAUUUAUCACACUAGCAUUCUUAGUUUGCAUCUAUGAAGCUCCUCAAGAUAUCCGAGGGGGAUGCCUUGACACUCUAAGGCUUCAAUUAACGACUCCAAGAGCUCGAGAGGCAUCGAAGCUGCUCAUGAAAGCUCUUGGGUCCAACCUUGAGGAGAAAUGGAUGAGAUCAUUGAACCUCGCUAUAACUAAUCAGAUAGUCGAGCUUAGAGCCACAAAUCACUCAUUCAAAACACCUUCACCAUUGUUUUCAUAUGCUUUUUCUACAGUUGGGCUAUGGAAAGUGCAGUGCUACUGCCCCAUAAUAGCCAUGAAAUUGGAAACUACAAGCUCCAGGAUCGCAGAUGACCGCUUGUUAUUCUCUCUCAACAACCAACAACUUGAGGCUGUGAUUCAGCUUGCCUACAUGGUCACGUAUAGCAAAAGUUGGAUAGAUGUAGUGGUCAGCAUAGACAAUAUAAGGUGUGAUGUGAAUCCGCUAGUUCCUGAAACACUAUUAAAUGAACGAGGGUAUGGCUCUCAAGAGAAGCACUUCCCGUCUCGAAUAUCGCUGCAGCUCACUCCGACGGUCCAGAAUGAAAUACUCUCAGUAUCUGUAACAAAAUCAUCGGAAAACCCAACCCGAGAAGUGGGAAUAGAGAAAUCCAUUGAAGGUGGUUUUGACCCUCCCAAUUCAUAUAUGGGCAUCACAGCUACAGCAUCUGAGUCUGUAACUAUCAGCAUUAAGCCAUGGAAGUUUGAACAAUCAGUGUUUGGCGACACUGCAAACUUGAAUUGGUUUCUUCAUGAUGGGGUGAAUGGAAGGGAAGUCUCCUCUUCCAAGCCAUCAAAGCUCGCGCUUCUCCAACCCAAAGCAUGGUUUAGAGAUCGCUACUCAAGCGCUUACAGGCCCUUCACAAAACAAGGAGGUGUAAUUUUUGCGGGAGAUGAGUAUGGAGAGAGUGUGAGAUGGAGAAUUUGUCAAAAUGCAAUGGGGAAAAACAUUGAGUGGGAAAUCAAAGGCGAGAUUUGGCUAACCUAUUGGCCCAACAAACAGAGAACAUUUCAUAGUGAAACUAAAAAGUUGGAGUUUAAGGAGCUCCUUGAUCUUUCACUUGUCAAAGCAUAGCAGACAAAAAUCAUGUAUAUUUAGUAACUAAUUUGUGCCUCCUUAUCAUAUAUUUCUGUUUAAAUCUGCAUAUUAUGAUCUAAAAUGUAUCUCACAAGUUAAAUGUAAGUCUUUCAAAAUUAAUAAGCUGGCACAACAAUAGCAUGAUCAUUAUUAAUACCAAGUUUUUUUUUUUUUUUUUACAGACACAAACUAUGUAACAUCUUGACUCCAACUUAUCAUUAUCACAGACAUACUAGAAGCACAAAUUGUCUAUCAAUGACUCAUCUUAUAAUAGCAUUUCUAUCUAAUAUUAUACAUUGUUUAAAGAACCUAAAUCUAUUUUUCACUAUUUUCUCUUCAUGAAAUAUUGCUCUCAUCUUCCCUCCAAUUUAAUCAUUUUCCAAUCCAACCUUACUAAAAUUCUCGUUUUCUAAUGAACCGGUUAUGAGAGUAGAUGUAUUAGAUUUGGCCUAUGUUAAGAAAGAUAGAGGUAGAUCUAAAAAAUUUUGGUUAGGAAAUAUUAUAAAAGACUUUUUUUUAUUAGAUUGAAAUGAGAAUUCAACUCAUAAUAGGAUAAUGGAGAAAAAGGAUUCUUUUACAUUUUAAUACAGCUUUAUGCUGGUAAUUAUCACCUGAUCCCUUUACAAAGUAUAACAAGGCUCAAGCAAUCAUUUUAUCUCUCAAUGUAAACUGAAAUUAUUAGCUUCCGACUAAUAUUUUCUCAAGUGUUGGGGAUGAAUUAAUAGCCUCCCUUAUAUCACUCACUGGCUGUUCAUUUGGUCACAUGUCUAAUUGCAUUAUCACUGCACUUCAUCAAAAUCCUCCACACAAAUAAAGAUUCUACUUUAUUCCAGAGCUUAGGAGUGGGGGUGUAGAACUGACUUUGGAAUCAAAGUUCGGCCACUUUUGACUUGUUCUAUGGAAGAACCAAUUUAUUUAAUCCACAAAUAAUUAUAACUCUUUAUGAUGCUGUCAUUCCACGCAAAGGUUAGCUGCUACUAGUUCUAUCUCAAAUUUCACGGCCUCUUAUAAUUUCCUUAAUACAUGGGGCUGGAUUAAUAACCUUCCUCCCAUCACUCUAUGGAAUACAAACCCCAAAUCUCUCUGCAUUUGCUCCCCUAGAUAAACAAGCCUCUCCAUCAAUCUCCUAGUCAAUAAAAUCCCGUAAAAUCAAAGCAUCUGUGUCAUUUUUUUCUAUUUAUGUUGAUUUUUGGAUCUCGAUCUCUCUUUGGUUCUCAAACUCAUUCGCCUUUAAACACAAAAGCUGACCAAGCUUAGAAGAAUUGCAUUGAUCUCUUUUUCGAUUAGGCUGACAAUAACCUCAUACAUGGCCUCUAUAAGAAAUCUUCACCAAGAUUUCCUAUACCCAAAGAAAAGUUUGACAACAUCUUAAUUUAGCAAUUCUCAUGCCAGAAAACUUAUUUUGAAUCUAAAGGCUCCUUAAGACAUCUGAGGGGGGUGCAAUACUCCUAAGGCUUUUAAGUAAUGACCCUAAUUUGCAUCUACAAAGCUUCUCAAGAUAACUUCAUUGCAAUCUGAAAAUAUUUAACAAAGACAAAUCAAAAGAUAAUUUCAUUGCAAUCUGAAAAUAUUUACACAGUUGUUCUAUGGAAAAAUUACAUAACACUCAUCCUCCAUCAUAACUUGAGCUAUUGAGGACAUCCAAAUUCUCAUAGGAUGGUGUUCGACACUGGUAUGUAUCAAUCCGGCAUCCUUUUUGGUCAUUUCUAGAUGCAAAUGUUAAGUUCUACCUCCUAGUCAUCUUCAUCUUCUUCUCCUUAAUGUUGUUGUAUGAAGUGCUAUUAACCAAAAAGAUAAUCAGUAUAGGAUAGAAAAAAUGUGAACACGGAUGAUGCCCCUAAAGUAUUUUGUUGCACCGGCAUGGGUUAUUAUAUAAUCACAGUAAGAAAAUCUGCUUUGUUGUGAGAUAACUAUACCUCUUUCAUGUAAUCCCAUCCAAGAUUGAAAUAUGAGCCCUUGAUCAUGGGAUUAGCCAAAAGUAAAAAUUAAAGCUUCUCUUGAUAGUCCUAACAGAUCAUUUGAUGUAGCAUGAAGGCUUGCCCCUAUCUCAUCUUUAACAUCAUCUACAAAUUCUCUAAUACUAUCCAAGUGCAUCAUAUUUCAUAACUAUUAGAUCUCUGAACCAAAUAUAUUAACGAAAAACAUCAUUUCGCUUGCAUCUCAUCUAUCUCCAUCAUAGAAUGGUUAGAAUAAGUUCUCCAUUUGUUAUAUGGUCUCUUGCUAUAAUUAGUUCAGUAGCUUUUUUGUGUAAACUUAUUCAAAUCAGUUAAAGAACAAACAUAAUUACAUAAAGUUGUUCUAUUAGUAGCAUAAGACAGGAAGUUGUAGGUAAUUGUGACUCAUAUUAAAGCAGACAAAACGAGGCCCAAAAUUUACCGUAAAUAACAAGCAAUUACACAAUCAUUAUUAUAGGAAUAUUUGGCAUCCACAUCAUAAGCAAGCCAGUGAUUCCACAGCUCUAUGUACAACUAAUUAUAAUCUAGCUGGUCAACAUCUGUCUUUCCUCUACCAUCUGCGUGAUUAAGAUUUGAAUCUAUUUGAUCGACAUCAAUCUAUGGUUGACCUUCAAAUUGCACAAUCACAUUAUCAUGUAGGUGCAACUCAACAUGCUUCAAAGACAUUAAUGGGACUCGUGAUCGUCAUAUGCUACAACCCAGUGCAAAUUUGGGAUAGAACAAGAAUCAAAGAAUUUGAAUAUGGGGUUAGAAAACCUAGAAUGCCUAGAUGAACACAUUAAGAUCUAUAGCAAUAGCUGAUUUGGAUAGAUAAUUACAUAAUUCAAUUGUUGUACCAAACUUUUCGUAGAAUAUCCAAUUUUUUUAUGAUAGAAUCAUAGGGCUCAACGUUAUGUACUAAAAUUUCCUUAAACUUUUCAUCAUUCCAUUUUCAAUUUUCGUGAGAUUUUUUUUAAUACAUCCAAAACAUAUUGAAUGAUGCAGAUAUCAAUAUAGAUUUACAUCCACGGAAUUUUUCUAAGAUGCCAUUGGGGUUUAAUACAUGCAAAGUGGGAUGACUAACAUGCAAUUGCUUCCCAAGCCCAAACCUACAAUGGAUGCAAACAUCCAGGUAUUAAGUUCCAAUUAUAGAUGCAAAAGUACUAUAUCAUUUUAUGAGUGGAUUGGAAACAUUCUUAAAUUCUCUAUCAAAGGUAGAUACUACAAAUGAAUUUUAGAGCCAUAUCAUCUAAUGAGUGGAUUGAAAAUUAUUCUUAAAUCCUCAACAACAGUAGAUACUGCAAAUGAAUUUUAGAGCCAGACGUACUAAGCAUUUGAAAGCAACCAAUUAUAAAGAAAAUAUAAGCAAGAACACAUCGAAAUAAUUCCAUCUUAGUCAUAUUCAUAUAAGAAUCCCUUACGAGUGUCCAUAGCAACCUACUUACUGGCAUACAAGUCAACACAGAUACAUGUCUCAUAUUAAACUUAGACGUGAAUUAAUAGGAUCAUGAUAUACAGCUUCAGGAAUUGAAUGUUAUACCAAUAGGUCGUCGCAACGAUCUAGCCAUGUGGAUAGUUGUAAACCGGUGCCAACAACAUAGUAGUGAACAAGUGAUUAUCUAUAUGUCUAAACACCCAUAUGAUGCAUACAUCUAGGAGAGUGACGAUCAUCUCACUGAUGUGUAAAUGAAAGGUGUUCACCAUGAUUAUUAGUAGAUUGCGACCUAAACAUAGAAAUUGAAGAUACCGAAGAUUGGUGAUACGUGCGAUCUCAAAGGGGUCAAUGUCUUGCCAUGAGCAAAAGGCUAAUGGCCUCUAAUAUAGUUCCCUAAUUUCAAACGAAUAGUAACUUAGUUAAACCAUGUUCAUUGAAAUAUGAGAUAUGGUGAACUAGAGAAGUAUUAAAGAAUGGGUAGAUGAGACUGCAGAUGAGACAAAAGAAAACCUCAAACUACACAAGGUAUGCUAGAUGUAGAACCAUCAAGAGCAUCUCUAAUUUUUAACUAAUCCUAAAAUCAAUGACCAUCUUUCAAUGGAUGGGAUGGAUCCACAAGAAAGGGGUGCAAUCAUUCCACAACAAAGAAAAUUAGUAUGGUUAUCUAACAACUCCGCAUCAAGGAAACAAUCUAAAACAUAGGUACCAUCGAUGUUCUCUUUUUUAUUUCAUUCCUACUUUUUGGUCAAUAGCACUCUCCAGAACAACAAUAAGAAGAACGAAUGAUGCUAACUAGGAAGAAGUUAAUCAUGGUCUUCGAGAAAAAUAAAGACGAUGACUAGAUCGAUACACAUCAACAGCGCACAAUGAUAUAGGCAUUAUCAUUAGCUCAACAUUAUGAUGGAGGUGGAUUGGUGUUGUGUAAUUUUUGCAAAAAAAACAUAUUCCUUAGACCUGUCAAUUUCGGGUUACGGGUCGAACCCGACCCGACCCGUAACUGACCCGGCUUUAUUCGGGUUCGGGUCAACCCGACCCGGUUUUAUAAAUGGGUCGGUUUUCGAAACCCGAACCCGACCCGCUUCGGGUUCGGGUCAACCCGACCCGACCCGUUUAGGGUUUAGGGUCACGCGAAGUCUCGGAGCGACGCGGGCAACAAGGUGCGGUGCAGCGAGCGACGCGGCAGCGCAGCAUCGGGCGCACGGGACAGCGGCCAGCGGGGCAGGCGGGCAGCAGCGCGGCAGUGCGGGGCAGAUGGCAUCGCGGGCGGGGGCAGCGGGCGGGGGCAGCGAGCGGUGGUAGGAAAAUUCAAAAUUUUUUUUUAAAAAAUGGGUUUUCGGGUUGACCUGGCAACCCGUCGGGUUAACCCGAACCCGACCCGCUUCGGGUUCGGGUCAACCCAAACUCGAAAAUUCUGGGUCAGGUUCGGAUCGGGUUUUCGGGUCGGGUCCAAUAUUGACAGGUCUAAUAUUCCUAAAUUAUAUCUCCCUCAUGUUCCUUCUAAAAACUCUAUUGAACCAGAAUCAUGAUUCACAAAGGACUAAAAACUUAAUUGAAUCAUAAUCAUGAUUCAUAAAGCACUUUGGGACUCACCUGUGCAGCUAUGCUUUUCCAUGGGCGACUAACAGCCCCAAAAAAAUGCUAAAAGAUAGCUCGUGACCUUUAAAUUGCAAUUUUAUGAACCAUAACAUGGUUCACAAAUUAAGACUAAAAACAUCCAUAAGAUUAUCGCAGAAUUUACAAAUAUAAGGUUCAAUUAUGCGCAAUGGCAAUUCUAGAAACAUAUUUAAGUGAGCACACUACAAAUCAAACUUUAUUAUCCUAAAUUCCAUUCUAAAUUACAGUAGUUAUUGUGAAUAAGUGAAAAAUUAACAGCAACUCAAAAAUGCCUCUACUGGUCUCACUAAGACCGUGAUAUCAAUGUGUGUACAAUAUUGCAUUCUACCUUAUAGCUUUAUGUCAUGCUUCUUUUAUUUUUAAUAUUUUUACUCAAAUCACAAAAGUUUGAUGGGAUGUAAAGUCCCCAAUCAAAUAAAAUAGGGAGAAAGGCCCAUGCAAGUAAAGACAAGUGCCCCUAAUGCCCCUGACUUGAAUCAGCCCAUGAUUUAAUACAACUUCAGUACAAUUUUAGUGCAACUACUUUUCCUACUGCAGACAUUUCACUCUCCAUCAAACUUGAGUAUCAAUAAAAAAAAUAUGCAAGAAACUACAAUGUAUCUAUAUUUAAGGUGGGAAAUAGAAUUGGAAGGCAAAAAAAACCAAUGCACAAGUAGAAAAGGCUUCAAAAAGGUAUUAAUAAAUUUCAAAGUAAAAUUAACAAUACCAUAGGAGCUAUUUGGGAUCACUUUUUUUUUUAUAUAUUUUGAUUUUUAAUACUUUGGUACACUAAAUAUAUAUUUUUAUUGAGGAAAUUUGACUUUAUAUAUUCAAUGACUGCUCAAUGGACUAAGUUACUCGAAAUAGGUUUGAACAUAUCCAAAUUCUGGUUUGAACCUAUGACCUAAUUAAGGAGUUUGCAAUAGGAAUAGAGAGUGAGAAGGAGAAGAGUAUUUAGCGAGUCCUUGGCGGAAUUUCACCAAGGGUAUUUUGCAAUAGAAUUUUGCCAAAGAUAUUUUGCAAUGGAAGUUUGUGGAAGGUAUUUUGCAAUGAGAAUUCAUCAUAGGGUGUCAACGACACCCGGUGUUUUUUGACGAGAGUUCUCAUAAGGCAUCAAUGGGAUUUGCGAGUGUGAAGGAGAAGGUAUUUCAUGAUGGGAGUUGGCCUAUAGCAUAGACUAUUUUGCAACGAGAGCUCAAUGAUGCACUACUUGGAGCGGGAGUAUGAAGGAGAAGGAUAUUUUGUGAUGGGAGCUUGCCAAGGGCAUCCAACGGCACAACCAUUUAAAGCCUAGUCCACAUGUACAAGAGGAUGUAAUUUCAUCCAAAAAGAACUUUUAGGAAUAUUUCCCCAAGAAAUAAAGAGUGGGCAUAUUUGUCCACUUUUGAGUAUUAAGAGGCAUAUAAAUAAAAAUUCACCUUUAUUUUUAUUCAGUAUAGAAUAAAAUGAUUUUUGUAAUGAUAACAGCAAUUACUGGCAGUCGACAUUCAGUGGAAGUAGCAGCUGGAUCUGAUGGCUGCAAUUAGCGGCCUAUAGCUACCAAUGGUGGCAAUCAUAGGUGGUGGUUUUAAGACACUGACACCUAGCGAUUGAAAUUUUUCUCUACAUAUUCUGACUCUUUGCAAACGUUCUGAACCGAAUCAUAAAAUACAGAGGGUUGAUGGUAAGGCUGAGAAAUCUAAUCAAACAACAAGGAGGUGAAAGCCCAAGCCAAUGGGAGCAGCACAUGCCCUGUCCCAAAUCUCCCAUUCAAGCAACUGACAUCAGGACAACAAAAAUAAUUGAAAGACUAACAUAAUGCAGUUAAUUUACCUUCUGCAAACUUUGAGCAUUGCUCAAAUGGAAAACGCUUAAAAAAGGUAGCAAUAAAAGCCAUGUUUUAAGGUAGCUGGUAAAGUUAACAGCAACAUAGAGAAACAUUUGCAUACAGCAUGAUAACAAGCAAGCAAACAAAA
Molecule: messenger RNA, 11137 nt
Organism: Dendrobium catenatum
Lineage: Eukaryota; Viridiplantae; Streptophyta; Magnoliopsida; Asparagales; Orchidaceae
Exons: 2
Coding region: 2730-4217 (495 amino acids)
Source: RefSeq, a predicted model, not a curated record